CAUACAAUCUUUAAAUAUUUCACAAAUUGUUGUCCAAAAACACUAAUCUCCUCCAUGAAAAAAGUGUUCCAAAAUUCACAUCUUUUCAUAUGUAAUUUUCACUCAAAACCAAAGGGCAUUUUUAGCAUAUCACAAUGUCCAUGAUAACAUUUUAGAAAAACAGUUUUUUUUUUUUUUUUUUUGAGUGACUCACUUUUGCUAUGAAUUAGCAUAGAGAGAAGAGAGCAGAGUAGAAACAUGUCAAGCAAUGCCAUCAUCACAACAAUACUUCUCUUGUUCCUCAACAUCUCUUUCUUCCCAACAAUCUCUUCUUUGAACCAAGAAGGCCUUUCUCUCCUGUCGUGGCUUUCAACUUUCAGUUCAUCUUCAUCUUCUUCUUCUUCUUCUUCCACUUUUUUCUCUUCUUGGAAUGAAACAAACCAAAACCCAUGUCAAUGGGACUACAUCAAAUGCAACAACAAUGGUUUUGUUUCAGAAAUCACUAUUAGCUCCAUCAAUCUAGGCACUGCUUUUCCUACCCAAUUCCUCUCUUUGAAUUCCCUCACCACGCUCGUGCUUUCCUACACGAACCUCACCGGUGAAAUUCCAUCUUCAAUUGGAAACUUGUCGUCAGUGACCAAGUUAUCUUCAAUUGGAAACUUGUCGUCAGUGACCAAGUUAGACUUAAGUUUUAAUGCUCUAACAGGGCGAAUACCGCCUGAAAUUGGAAAAUUGUCCGAGCUUCAACGACUUUCGCUGAGUUCUCACGAAGAUGAAAUUGGAAAUUGCUCGAUGCUCCAACAGCUUGAGCUGUUCGAUAACCGGCUUUCUGGAAGAAUUCCUGCAGAAAUAGGAAUGUUGUCUAUGCUCAAAGUAUUUCGUGCUGGUGGAAACCCGGGAAUUGGCGGGGAAAUCCCAAUGCAGAUAUCGCAAUGCAAAGGACUAAUUUUCUUGGGACUUGCGGAAACUGGGAUUUCGGGGCAUAUUCCGUAUACUUUAGGAGAGUUGAAGAAUCUAAAGACGCUUUCCAUAUACACUGCGAAUCUCACUGGUGAAAUUCCUCUUGAAAUUGGUAAUUGCUCGGCUUUGGAGAAUCUUUUCGCGUAUGGAAAUUAUAUUUCUGGACGAAUUCCAAGCCAACUAAGCAUGUUGAAAAAUCUCAAGAGAGUUUUACUAUGGCAAAACAAGCUCACCGGUACCAUUCCUGGAUCUCUUGGAAACUGUUUGAGCUUGAUGGUUAUCGAUUUCUCGCUAAAUUCUCUCUCUGGUGAGAUUCCUCCGUCUCUCGUGAAUUUAGCCACGUUGGAGGAGCUUCUUUUAUCCGAAAACAACAUUUCCGGGGAAAUCCCACCUUUUCUUGGCAAUUUUUCCAAUUUGAAGCAACUUGAGUUGGACAACAACAGAUUUUCCGGGAAAAUUCCACCCGCCCUCGGGGAAUUAAAGGAGCUUUUGCUUUUUUUCGCUUGGCAAAAUCAGCUUCGCGGAAACAUUCCACCGGAGCUCGCCAAAUGCAGGAAACUCCAAGCAAUAGACCUCUCACACAAUUUUCUCACCGGGUCAGUUCCAAAUUCCCUUUUCACCCUCAAGAACUUAACUAAAUUGUUGUUGCUAUCGAAUCAACUUUCCGGAACAGUUCCAACCAGUAUAGGCAAUUGCACUCGGUUGACACGCCUACGAUUAGGCUCAAACAUGUUAUCCGGUCAAAUUCCACCCCAAAUCGGGCUGUUACAAAGCUUGAGUUUUCUCGAAUUGUCCGAAAAUCGAUUCACUGGAGAAAUCCCACCCGAGAUAGGCCAUUGCACUGAGCUAGAAAUGGUGGAUUUGCAUGAUAACAAUCUCCAAGGUGGGAUUCCAAGCUCCUUUGUAUCCCUUGUUGAGCUCAAUGUUCUAGACCUUUCCAAGAACAGAAUAUCAGGCAUCAUUCCCAAGAAUUUCGGAGAAUUGAAAUCUUUGAACAAGCUCGUGUUAAGCAAAAACUACAUUACCGGUGUGAUUCCUAAAUCGCUAGGUCUCUGUAAGGAUUUGCAGCUGCUGGAUAUCAGCAGCAACAGAAUCGGCGGCUCGAUCCCCGAUGAGAUUGGCCAGUUGCAAGGACUAGAUAUUCUGUUGAACAUGAGUUGGAAUUUCUUGACAGGUCCAAUCCCGGAAGGUUUUUCAAAAUUUUCGAAACUCGCAAACUUGGAUCUUUCUCACAACAUGUUAAUGGGAAGCCUAACGGUGUUGGCCAAUCUUGACAGUCUCGCUUCGCUCAACGUGUCGUACAAUAAUUUCUCGGGUUUUCUUCCUGACACCAAGAUCUUCCAGGACCUCCCUGAUGCUGUUUUCGUUGGAAAUCCUGAACUCUGCAUUAACCGAACUAACUGCAAGAUUAGUACUUCUUCAAAUCUACACGGCAUACAAUCCGCUAAAAAUCUCAUCCUCUUGGUUGUUCUCAGCAUAACAGUGACGACAAUCAUUGUGACUAUUGGAGUAAUUUCACUCAUCAAAACACAAAGCAGUAACAAUGACAGCAACAACGAAGAACGCGGUUUGGAUUGGGAAAUCACCCCCUUCCAGAAGCUAAAUUUCUCAGUACACGACAUCGUGUCAAACCUCUCGGAUAGUAACAUUGUCGGAAAGGGCUGCUCAGGAGUGGUUUAUCGUGUAGAAACUCCAUUGGGACAAGUCAUUGCAGUGAAAAAGCUGUGGCCAAUGAAGAAAGGCGAGCGUCCAGAACGGGACUUGUUUUCUGCGGAAGUCACAGCGCUCGGAUCAAUUAGGCAUAAGAACAUAGUGAGGCUUUUGGGAUGUUGCAAUAAUGGAAAAACAAAAUUGUUAUUAUUCGAUUACAUUUGUCAUGGGAGUUUGACUGCGGCGCUUCACGAGGAGAAGGUGUUUUUGGAUUGGGAUGCGCGGUUUAAGAUCAUACUCGGAGCUGCUCAUGGUUUGGCUUAUCUUCAUCAUGAUUGUAUUCCUCCCAUUGUUCAUCGCGAUGUCAAGGCUAACAAUAUAUUGGUCGGAUCACAAUUUGAAGCUUUUCUUGCGGAUUUUGGAUUGGCAAAGCUUGUUAGCUCUUCGGAUUGUUCCAAAGUUUCCAACACGGUUGCAGGGUCUUAUGGGUACAUAGCUCCUGAAUAUGGAUACAGCUUGAGAAUAACAGAGAAGAGUGAUGUCUACAGCUAUGGCAUUGUCCUCCUAGAGGUCCUAACUGGGAUGGAACCAACCGAUCACCGAAUUCCCAAUGGUGCCCACAUUGUCAGCUGGAUCAAUCAAGAACUUCGCGAAAAACACACAGAAUUCACAACAAUUCUUGAUCCAACACUGCUUCAACGGUCUGGCACACAAGCCCAAGAGAUGCUGCAAGUGCUCGGUGUCGCUCUGCUCUGCGUGAAUCCUUGCCCAAAGGAGCGACCCACCAUGAAAGAUGUCACAGCCAUGCUCAAAGAGAUCAAGCAUGAGAAUGGGGAGUGUGAAAAGCCAAAACCAGCUGUUCACUGUUCAAGUUUUUCCAGAUCAUCUGAACCCUUGAUCAGAUCACCUUCCCAUUUGGCAUAGUUAGUUCAAAUUGUUGUUGUGUUUGAAUUAAUUGAUUUUUUUGCAAGUAACAAAAUAAGUUGUGUAGAUUGGUGUUGUAAUUUAGUAGACAUAUAUAUAUUUUGAUUGUAAAUUAGUAUUUGGUGA
This is a messenger RNA of Camellia sinensis, 3639 nucleotides long. RefSeq lists its product as uncharacterized. Gene Ontology annotation, molecular function: ATP binding; protein kinase activity; protein binding. NCBI's taxonomy places the organism in Eukaryota, Viridiplantae, Streptophyta, Magnoliopsida, Ericales, Theaceae. Gene Ontology annotation, biological process: protein phosphorylation. The record is from RefSeq and is a predicted model, not a curated record.